Molecule: messenger RNA, 1677 nt
Organism: Syzygium oleosum
Lineage: Eukaryota; Viridiplantae; Streptophyta; Magnoliopsida; Myrtales; Myrtaceae
Product: beta-galactosidase 10-like
Exons: 14
Coding region: 1-1677 (558 amino acids)
Biological process (GO): carbohydrate metabolic process
Cellular component (GO): vacuole; cell wall
Molecular function (GO): beta-galactosidase activity
Source: RefSeq, a predicted model, not a curated record
AUGCCGUACUAUCACAACCGGGAUCUUCGGGAGUAUCUCAGCAGGGAUGGUAUGAUACUGAAUAUACCGGGUCGUGGCAAAAUAGCUACUUGCAAUGCCUUCUAUUGUGAUCAUUAUGUUCCCAAUUCUCCAAAGAAGCCCAAAAUUUGGACUGAAAAUUGGCCUGGAUGGUUUAAGACUUUUGGGGGGAGAGAUCCACACCGGCCACCAGAAGACAUUGCAUUUUCAGUUGCGCGGUUCUUCCAGAAAGGCGGGUGUGUGCAAAAAUAUUACAUGUAUCAUGGAGGAACAAAUUUUGGUCGUACUAAUGGCGGGCCAUUCAUCACCACAAGUUAUGACUAUGAGGCACCAAUUGAUGAAUAUGGUUUACCAAGGUUCCCGAAGUGGGGACAUCUAAAGGACCUUAACAAAUCCAUAAUGUUAUGUGAGCAAGCGCUGUUGAACAGUGAACCAACUACUCUGUCAUUAGGUCCCAAUGCCGAGGCCGAUGUCUACACUUCUUCAGGAUUUUGUGUUGCCUUUCUGGCAAACAUCGCUGACAAAGAAGACAAGACAGUACAAUUCCGAAACAUGUCUUAUCAUCUGCCUGCAUGGUCAGUCAGCAUUCUUCCUGACUGCAAGAAUGUAGUAUUUAACUCAGCAAAGGUUCGCUCCCAGAGCUCCGUGGUCAAUAUGGUACCAGAAUCUUUGAUACCAUCUGCCUCAUCAUUGGAUAAGGAUCUGAAAGCUCUUAAAUGGGAAAUAUUCACCGAGAAACCUGGACUAUGGGGAAAAGAAGACCUUAGUCUGAACGGUUUUGCGGAUCACCUCAACACCACAAAGUAUACAACAGACUACCUUUGGUAUACAACAAGUAUAAAUGUCGCGGAAAAUGAGGAUUGCCUAAAGGGAGGAAGCCGACCUUUCCUUCUGGUUGAAUCAAAGGGUCAUGGUCUCCGUGCUUUUGUGAAUCAGAAACUUCAAGGUAGUGGUUAUGGAAAUGGGUCGAACGUACCUUUCAACUUCUCUGCUCCCAUAUCUCUCAAGGCUGGAAAGAAUGAUAUCAUUAUUUUGAGCUUGACAGUCGGAAUUCAAAAUGCAGGGCCUCAUUAUGAAUGGAUGCCAGCUGGAUUGACUAAUGUGAAGAUCAAGGGAUUGAACAAGGGGUUAUUGGACAUAUCUGGAUAUACAUGGACCUACAAGAUUGGAUUGGAGGGAGAACAGUUGGGGGCGCCAUUUGGUAUGAAAAGCAUAAACUGGGUUUCGACAACAGAACCACCGAAGAACCAGCCACUCACGUGGUACAAGGCUAUUGUGGACCCUCCAACUGGUAGUGAACCUGUUGGGCUGGAUAUGAUCCAUAUGGGAAAAGGACUAGCAUGGUUAAACGGACAGCCUAUAGGAAUUUACUGGCCUAGGUUAGUCUCCUUUGAGAACCCCUGUGUCAAGGGGUGCGACUACAGAGGCAGCUUCAAGCCAGACAAAUGCGUCACUGGAUGUGGAGAGCCUAGCCAGAGAUGGUACCACGUCCCACGAUCCUGGUUCAAGCCAUCUGGAAACGUUCUUGUUAUCUUGGAGGAGGUAGGAGGCGAUCCAACGAAAGUCACCUUCUCAAAGCGGAAAAUGUCAACUCACUACAAAAAAACAAGAUUGGCUCAAUUCUUGGGUUAUCUGCUCCUCACGUUAUGUCCUCCUUGA